AUGGAGCUGCCAACGCACCAGCCGCUCGUCGACAACUCGGACGAGGAUCUCUCCGAUGAGCAGAUUCGAGAGCUGCUUAACGAGGCUGCUGAGCGCAUGCGUGCAAAGGCUGCGCAACCUGCAGCUAGGGCCGAAGCCCCAUUCAAGCUUCCCAAACUGACGCCCGGCCAUAUCGCCGAUACUUACGAAAAAACUCAUGGCAACAUUACUCGUCUAGAUCACUCAAAGCUUGUCGACAAGAAGCAAAAGGCCUUGGCUAACGGCAUCAAGAAGAUUGAGGACCCGCUGCAGAUCAAGAAGCAGAAGCAAGAGGAGAAGAAGGCAACUGCUGGCUCACAAUGGUUCAACAUGCCCAAGACCGACCUGACUCCAGAGUUGCGCCGAGACUUGCAGCUCCUCAAGAUGCGCAGCGUCCUGGAUCCCAAGCGUCACUACAAAAAGGACAACUCCAAGGGCGAUGUUCCUGCUUUCUCCCAAGUCGGCACCAUUAUUGAAGGCGCCACCGAAUUCUACAGCAGCCGUCUCAAGAACAAGGACCGCAAGCAGACCAUGCUCGAAGAAGUCAUUGCCCAGGAGCAAGACAGUGGCCGCUUCAACCGAAAAUACCAAGACAUCCAGGCGACCAAGUCGAGCGGAAAGAAGGCCCACUACAAGGCCCUCAAAGCAAAGCGCAACAAGGGCAAAAUUGUCAAGCCUUGA
This is a messenger RNA of Bipolaris oryzae ATCC 44560, 699 nucleotides long. RefSeq lists its product as uncharacterized. Gene Ontology annotation, biological process: RNA processing. The coding region runs from base 1 to 699 and encodes 232 amino acids. Gene Ontology annotation, molecular function: RNA binding. Lineage: Eukaryota; Fungi; Ascomycota; Dothideomycetes; Pleosporales; Pleosporaceae. The record is from RefSeq and is a predicted model, not a curated record. Gene Ontology annotation, cellular component: nucleolus. The transcript is spliced from 2 exons.